Molecule: messenger RNA, 799 nt
Organism: Coffea arabica (coffee)
Lineage: Eukaryota; Viridiplantae; Streptophyta; Magnoliopsida; Gentianales; Rubiaceae
Source: RefSeq, a predicted model, not a curated record
UUUCUGUUGAGAUCGGUACCCGAUUCCAGAUGCUCAUCAGCAUUCUUUUCUACACAGGCACGCAAGUGACAUUUCCCGUGGCAAAUUUGCUUUUACAAACCUUAUCUCUUUGAAGUUUGAACAGAACCCAGAAUAAUUCUGUAUAAAUAAGCCAAUUUUCAUGGUUCAGGACAAGUAGAAGAACUUUGUUCAGCCUAGAGAGAAAAAAGAUGAUGAAAGGCAUGGCUUGUUCGGUCCUGUUCAUGGUGGCCUCAGUCCUAAUCAUGGUGCAGGCAGGGCGGGCCAUGAGUCGGCUGACAUGCGGUCAAGUGGACACAUUACUGGCUCCAUGCAUACCUUAUCUCACACAUGGCGGUGAACCGGGACCGGAAUGUUGCAACGGCGUGAGAAGCACAAAGGCUUUGGCUCAAAACAGAGAGGACAAGAGGCAAGUCUGCAUCUGUGUAAAAGAAGCUGCCAACCGGUAUGCAAACCUUGAAGAUGACGCUGUGCAAGCCCUGCCGGUCAAGUGUGGCGUCGACGUGGACAUUCCUGUCUCUCGGAAAAUAAAUUGUGAUGUCAUCAACUGAAAUGAUGGGGGAGAAAUGAACGGGAGGCUCUUGGACGUUUUUCAAUCUCUGCCUUAUUUUGCCCGUUUGGAGAAUAAAGAAUUCCAUGGGUUUGAGACCCAGAUCAGAUGUAAUAACCUAGUGGGAUGCAAGUUUGGUUUUGGAUAUUCUUUUCUUUUCUACUAAAUAAAUAAGGAUUCAUUCACGCAACGAACUCGUCCUUACAAUAAUACAUGGUGAAAUUUAUAGUC